CGGUGUCUGAAUACAUUCCCCCUAAAUCCACCUACUUAUGCGGACUGCGAUCGCGUUCUAAGACCGUUUGUCAGAGCUGUUUUGGCAGCUUUUUCAUACUCUGACUCCCUGACACUCCUUUCAGAACUCUUCCUGCAGAAUGCGAUGGGACUUUCGGUGACUAGCAACUGCACGGCAGUCAUCAGAACUGCUGUCAAAGAAGAAUGGCUGAUUCGCUGCAACCCACGGCGCUGACGAUCCUUAUUGUGUUUCCGAGCAUCAGUAUUGGGAUUGUGGGCGUGCGAAUGCUGUCGCGAGCUCUAGCAAAGGCUUUUGGUUGGGAUGAUGUCCUUAUUCUCAUUGCUUUAGGGUUAGCAAUCACGGAAAGCGUUUGUUAUUCUCUAUUCAUCAAAGCCAUCGGGCUCGGAUAUCACUUUUACGAUAUACCUUUGAUGACUUCCCAGCAUCUAAACAAAGCCCAAAAAUACAAUGUAGCACUUCAAGUGGCAUACUAUGUCGGCCUUUUCUUCAUCAGAGCAUCCAUCAUUGUCUUCAUUCUUCGACUCGAACAGCUACGGAAAUCGGUACGAUUACAGCUUUGGAUCCUCCUCUCCAUUAGCACGGCGUUGAUGGUUUCCACGUUAUUUGCGGAUCUGUUCCAGUGCGGUUCUUCUGUCGCUUACGGGUACGAUUUUCCGAUAAGUAUUGACCCUGGGAGGUCCCCACCCCGUUGCAUCAGCCGCGCUGCGUUGUUUAUUACCGUAUCAAUCAUGAAUAUAUUGCUUGAUUGCUGGACUUUGUAUAUCCCUGGUGCUAUCGUCAAAGGAAUGAACAUGCCCAAAAAACAAAAGUUCAUUGUGGUCGUUAUUUUGGGUAUGGGUGCAAUAUCAACAAUCAUUGGCAUCGCCCGUUUGGUAGUACUAUCACGUUUUUGGAUUCCCGAGAGCCUUGAAGUUUACCAUGCUGCCAUCUACACCUUUGGAAGCAUAGAAAUUAACAUUGCAAUUUGGGCAGCGUGCGCCCCAGCCCUAAAAACUCUUAUCUCCCGCUUUUUCCCCCGAUUCUGGUCUUUGGCCUCUCUUACGAAGGAUAAAACCUCGACACUCCCUCCUAGCCCCUAUGAAGGCGGCAGGGAUGGCAUAUUGCUUCCACGUUUUGAUGGGGAACCGUGUGUGCGUCCCAGGGAGACCGUGUUCGGGCGUCGGACGUCUCGCAGUGAGGAAGAACUGAGAAGGUUCGAGUAUGACAUGAAUAUCACUAAGUUGAGGAGGUCAUUGUCAAGUCUUAUACCUGGGUCCGAGACGUUUUCGGGACCUGGAAAUAGGGAUAUGGAGUUAUCGAGAAUAUGUAAUUCUCCGACCAAUGCCGGUGCUUCUUUCGGGAGCUCAGGUAGCGAGACGGAGGUAAGUGAGCAUUUUCCAUCUCCUUCAGGGGGGUGACUACAAUUGCAUAGUUAUGCCUUCAGUUUGUUAGCAUUUGAAGAUCCAGCAUAAACAAAACAUUUGCCUUUAAUCCAAGGCAGUUUUUUUGCACACAGGUUUCGGAAUCAAAACUACAGGCUAAGAUAAACACAAGGAGGUCUAAAUUAUCUUGUAAAUUAAAGCAGAUCGUUCCU
Molecule: messenger RNA, 1594 nt
Organism: Coccidioides posadasii C735 delta SOWgp
Lineage: Eukaryota; Fungi; Ascomycota; Eurotiomycetes; Onygenales; Onygenaceae
Source: RefSeq, a predicted model, not a curated record